Chlamydomonas reinhardtii is the source of this 2949-nucleotide messenger RNA. RefSeq lists its product as uncharacterized. Gene Ontology annotation, molecular function: adenosylcobinamide-GDP ribazoletransferase activity; cobalamin 5'-phosphate synthase activity. Gene Ontology annotation, biological process: cobalamin biosynthetic process. The record is from RefSeq and is a predicted model, not a curated record. The transcript is spliced from 7 exons. Lineage: Eukaryota; Viridiplantae; Chlorophyta; Chlorophyceae; Chlamydomonadales; Chlamydomonadaceae. Bases 137 to 1306 code for a protein of 389 amino acids.
CGAGUUGCUGGCAAACAUCAAUGGUCUGAGCAUUCUGUCGUGCAAGCUUAUGAGUGAUGACGGGGAAUUCUAUUUGAUCGCUACGAGCACUGUCAGCGCCUGACGCAACGCAAAUUUAUUUUCGAGGAAACAGACAAUGGCUCCCAAUAAAAGGGGCGGGCCGCCCAGCGAGGAGACGUUAGCAAAGCUCAAGGGCAAGAAGGGGCAAUCGUCGGCCCCGCCGCCGGCCUCCAAGCAAAAGCAGGCGCCCGCCAAUGGCGAGGCGGCGGCGGCGGCGGAGCCGUGUGACUUCGCCAGCGGGGGCAUGAUCUCGAAGGAGGAGGUGGAGGCGCGCGGCGCCGGCACCGACGACCCUGGCGACACAUACUCCCGGGCUCGCUUCGCCUGGUCCGAGUGGCGUGUGUUCUUCACAGGCCUCAUGUUCCUGACGCGGCUGCCUGUGCCGCCCGGCAUCGACCACCACCCGGCCUUCCUGGUCCGGUCCAUGAUGUGGUUCCCGCUGUUGGGCGCCCUCAUCGGCGGCUGGGGCGCCGUGUUCUUCAACGCCGCCGCCGCGCUGUGGCCGCCCGCCGCCGCCGGCUCGCUGCUGCCCGCCGCCAUCUCCACCUUCAGCACCGUGUGGCUGACGGGCUGCUUCCACGAGGACGGACUGGCAGACACAUUCGAUGGCUUCGGCGGCGGCUGGGGCCGCAACCAGAUCCUGCGCAUCAUGAAGGACAGCCGCGUGGGCACCUACGCCCUUGUGGGCACCGCGUUGGCGCUGCAGCUCAAGACGUCGGGGCUAGCGGCCAUCGCGGCGGCGGCGCCGGAGGCGGGCGGCGGCGUGGCGGGCGUGGCGGCGGCGCUGGUGGCUGCGCACGCGGCGUCGCGGUGGACGUCCAUGGUGCUGAUCUAUGUGUGCGAGUACGUGCAGGAUGACGAGGAUGCCAAGCGCGGCAUGUACAACUGGUUCGCCCAGAGCACGCGGCUGCUGACGGCGCCGCGCCUGGCGCUGGGCACCCUGCAGGCCUUAGUCAUACCGCUGCUGGCGCUGGGGCCGGCCCGCGCCGCCAUUGUGUACGCCGUGACGGCGGCGGUCACAGUCGCCAGCGGGCUGUACGGCAACGCGGUGCUGGGCGGCGUGAUCGGUGACUACCUGGGCGCAACCAUCCAGGUGGCGGAGAUCCUGGUGUACUGCGCGCUGUCGGCGGACUGGUCGCGUGUGGCCGGCAGCUGGGAGGGCGCGGCGCCGCUGCUGCUGCUGGCGGCCGUGGCAGCGCUGCCCGUCAUCUACUGCCGGCGCAUCGUGGACUGGGGCAGCUGCUGAUGCGCGGGCAGCGGUGAGCGGUGGGGAGUGCGUGGUGGUGGUGUUGGGAGGGGGGGAGCGGAGUGGAGGGGGUUUAGUCGGUUCCAAGGCCAAAGGAACCAUGGCCCUGAACCCGAAACCAGCCACCAAAGCGCGGGGCCGUGUAGGAGGGGUGGCCUUAGCCCUUGUAAUUUCCAUUUAAGGGUGUGUGUAGGGGCCGGCGUGUGUGUGCAUGUGUGUGUGUGCGUUUUGGUGGGUAUGCGGGGCAAGACGAGUAUUAGCGUGCACCGCUGGCAGCGUUUGACAUUGUACCUAGAGAGAUCAGCGGCAUCACUGCUGGGGUUGCUCUUGACAGCACACUGUGUCUCCAACUCUCUGCUGCUGCCCGAAUGUCAAUCGCUCGGUGGCAGGUUGGAGAUGUGUAUGGUUGGGCCCCUUGCGCCGCGCACUGUUGCUCAUGCGUGCGGCACUGGUGUGAUGUGAGCCCUGGUGAGCCCGGCUGACCUGGGGGAGGUGACACGUGAUCGCAACUGCUGUUGGAUGGAUGAAAUUGAGUAACGUAUUCGGGGCACUUUGCUCGGUUUGCUGGGCAGAGUGCAGGUAUUUAUGCAACAGAAAGGUGGCCUGGUGCUGACGACACUACUUCUCAGAUGAGUGAUAGGGCAGGGAGCGAGUCGCAAAACGCGCAGACCCGUUUGCCAGGGGGCAGGUAGCCUGCCUUCGCCGAGCUCUGCGUGACCAGGACACCUCGUCUGGUGACGUGUGUGUGGCACAGGCAACUGGUUCGUGACAGGCAAGGCGACGGGCAUCGUGCGCUUGAGCGUGCAUAGGGUUUGGGAUGCAAGUGUGAGAUGCAGGUUUUGCUACCUCUUGUGCCCAUGCGUACCAGUGGAAAGGAUAGCUGCGUAGAGUACAUGGCUUGUCUCAAAGGAGUUGAAACUUGGGGCUAUGAUCCAGCGGUUUUAUUUUCGGCCGAGCUGCAGGAUGGAUGGGGCGCUCAUAGAUAAGCAAUUUAGCGCACUUUCAGCACGAGGAGAGCGCGCGUUACCGUUGAGGUGCGCCUCCUGGCACUGUGACGCGGCAUCUGCCAUGCCCAAGUGGUGGCGGGGGCAGGUAGGCGGGCGAACGACGUGCCAAUACUGGCCUCACUGAUGUUGUGAAGACUAUGUGAGCUGAUGGUAAUCCAUUGCGGCCAAGGCUUGGUGUGGGUGGUUGGGGGCCAAGCCCGCCGCCGCCCAGAGUCUGUUGAUCCCGAGAUGUUUCACAGGAUUCCGGGAGAAACUCAACUAAUAACAUUAUCCGGUACACAACCCCGAAUAUCAUAUGGACAAGGAGACGAGCGCACGCCCCCGCAGUCCAUGAGUUGUUGAGUCGGAGGUCGGCCGUGGAGACACGCACGGACAUGUGGUACAUGGCGCGGAGAAGAUGCGGCUCCUGAGGUACACAACUCUAGAGCUCGCCAAGAGCAGUCGGUUGACAUCGACCUGGUUAGAAACUAUGGGGGUUUAAGUGGGUUUCGAGGGGGUGCACGGUGGGGUAUGGGGCGCGGAUCGGCCGGUCGUUCCGGAGCGGGGUCGGGGCGAAGGUUUUGGGCAUGGGGUGGGAACUUGUGUUCGUACCCCGCGGUCAUCACAUAUGUACAUGAACAUUAAACAAUACGGUUC